Harmonia axyridis is the source of this 680-nucleotide messenger RNA. RefSeq names its product MIP18 family protein galla-1. The record is from RefSeq and is a predicted model, not a curated record. The transcript has 5 exons. Bases 118 to 597 code for a protein of 159 amino acids. NCBI's taxonomy places the organism in Eukaryota, Metazoa, Arthropoda, Insecta, Coleoptera, Coccinellidae.
UAUUUCUAUGGUUUGACAUCAUAAUACAACGAAGUCAUAGUAGAUCAGUCUCUAAAUAUAAAAUUCCUAAUUUCUUACAUUUUCACUUACUAAAUAUCUUAAAUAAUUGUGCUGAUAAUGAUUGCGAGCAUUGAUUGUGCUACUUUGCACAAUAACAACUUCAAAGAAAAAACUCCCCGAAAUCAAGAAAUCCAUGGUAUUACAAUAGAUAAAGAUGAACUGAAAGACAUUGUAUAUGAUUUGAUCAGAACUAUCAGAGAUCCAGAAAAACCUCAGACUUUAGAGGAUCUGAAUGUUGUGUAUGAAGAAGGAAUUGAGGUAAAAGGAACGUCUGAUCAUGUAUGCAUAGUACGUAUUGAAUUUAACCCUACAGUACCUCAUUGCUCUUUAGCCACACUCAUAGGAUUAUGCAUCAGAGUAAAACUGGAAAGAAAUGUUCCAUAUCCUUUCAAGCUUGAUAUUUAUAUUAAGGAAGGAGCACAUACCACUGAAGAAGAAAUUAAUAAACAAAUUAAUGAUAAAGAAAGGAUAUCAGCUGCUAUGGAGAAUCCUAGAUUGAAAGAAAUGGUAGAGAAUUGUAUCAAAGAAGAAGACUGACACAUGUAGUAUUUUGAAAAUUGUUAAAGUAUAUACAUCUUUAUAUAUUUAAAAGUAUAAAAACAGAGGUUAUGUGGUUGAAA